AUGUCGGCGGACAUCGAGACGCCGGACUGGGCCAAGCCGGGCAGCCAGAUGGGCAACGACGACGACGCGUCGCCGGCGUGGGCGAGCGAGGGCGUCGUGUCCCAGCAGAAGACGGAGCAGGAGGUGGAGAUUCUGACGGACCUGAAGGAGUACUUCGAGCUGGAGGACGUCGGCAAGGAGCUCGUGGGCACGGCCGUGUUCCAGGCGCUCUUCGACCUGCUCGUGACCAUCUACAACUACCGCGGCUACAGCGGCGACAUCGACCGCGUCGACUUCACGUCCGUCGUCACGGAGACCUACUCCAAGGCCUUCAUGCUCGGCUGGAUCGUCACGGCCAUCGGCCACUUCAAGGCGCGCGCGAAGAACAAGGAGAAGAAGCAGAUCAUCCCCUUCCUCCACCCGUCGGUCCUCGACGAGGGCGCGCUGAAGUACGUGCCGCGGGGGUCGUCGGCGGCGGCGUCGCUCGUGACGGCGCUCUUCUGGACCGUGGUCAUGGGCAGCUCCGUCGUCGUCCUGGUUCUCAUCCUGUGGCUCAUGGUCGGCAAGGACCAGGACGACGACAAGAUGAACGGCUACCUCUACAGCGUCUACCAGGCCGUCAUCGGCGGCUUCUUCGGCUGGAACGUCAUCGCCGUGGGCAUGAUCCAGGGCUCGACGACGAUCCCGCCGGAGAUUUUGGCGGCGUACGAGCGGCAGAAGGGCGGCGCGGAGGAGAACGAGCGCGCGCACUUCCGGCUCGACGAGAAGGUCGUCACGACGGUCAUGGUCGACACCGUCGGCAAGGUCUUCGCCUGCUUCUCCGCGGCGCACCGCGUCGUCUUCGUGACCCUGGUCUUCGCCGUCGCGUCGCUGUCGACGGCGUUCACCUACGGCUACCUCUACGACGGCGACAUGAACGAGGGCGACGGCGGGCUGAACCGCGUCGAGGGGCGGGACCAGCUCAUCGCGGACAUGUGCGGGAGCACGCUCUUCGCGGCCGUCGCCGUGUCGCUCGCGUGCUCGUGGUACAAGGGCCCCAUCGAGAACGGCAAGCUGCCCUACCUCGACCCCGCGGUCUUCGACAACGGCCUCCUCCGCGGCUUCCCGCGCGACUUCUCGAGCGCGUCGCGGCGCGUCGCGACGAACGCGGGCUUCUGGUGCGCGGCGGUCGUGUCCUUCACCGUCGCGUUCUCCUACAUCCUGGGCGUCGAGAUCGUCUUCAGCGGCCAGUCGUACGUGAACAUGAAGAUCAUGUACUACAUCCCCCUCUGCGGCCUCAUCGCCGCCAUGAACGUCAUGCAGCUCGCCGCGGACAUCCCCGAGGCGGACCGGGAGCGGCUCGAGGCCGCGCGGAAGCGCGGCGGCGUCCGCGCGCCGCCCGACGACGACGACGUCGUCGUCGAGCUCGAGGUCGACGAGGCGGGCGCGGACGCGCCUAAGGACGACCCCUAG
Molecule: messenger RNA, 1431 nt
Organism: Aureococcus anophagefferens
Lineage: Eukaryota; Pelagophyceae; Pelagomonadales; Pelagomonadaceae
Exons: 1
Coding region: 1-1431 (476 amino acids)
Source: RefSeq, a predicted model, not a curated record